This is a messenger RNA of Quercus lobata, 1638 nucleotides long. RefSeq names its product lysM domain receptor-like kinase 3. Gene Ontology annotation, biological process: protein phosphorylation. The record is from RefSeq and is a predicted model, not a curated record. Bases 107 to 1390 code for a protein of 427 amino acids. Gene Ontology annotation, molecular function: protein kinase activity; ATP binding. The transcript has a single exon. Lineage: Eukaryota; Viridiplantae; Streptophyta; Magnoliopsida; Fagales; Fagaceae.
ACAGUAUUUAAUAUAAUAAGAUAUUUAUUUAUUUGACCAAAAAAAAAAAGAAAAAACAUAUAAAACCGCCAUUUCAUUUCAGACACAAAUACAUGACAUUUCUACAAUGUUUCACGCCGUUACCAUCGACGGCGCACGUUUGAUGAACAAGAAAAACCAAAUGUGCAAAACGAAGAAGAGCACAGAGGCAAUCUCACCCAGGAGUCCGAAUUCCAAUGCCAGGCCCCGCAAAUCGUUUACCGAUUCGAUUCCCGACCCGUUUUCCAACAACUACGCCACCGGGUCCGGGUCCGGGUCGAGCUACAACAACAAGUACUACUCUUCGAAAUCUUCGGCUACGAGCCGAGCCUCUCUCUCUAGCUUCAAGGAUUCUCUGCCGGAAAAUCCUCACAUUUACAAUUUCUCGGAGAUCUCCGCCGCCACCAACAACUUCCUCUCGAAUAAAUUCUCCUCCUCCUCCACCUCCGCCGCGUGGCGGUGCUUUCUCCGCGACAAGGAGGUCGCCGUCUUCCAACGCAAGCUCCGACGACCGCUCGAGGUCCCGGAGCUCCGAGACAGGCUGCUGUCGAUCUGCCGGAUCCACCAUAGUAGCCUGAUCAAGCUCCUCGGCGCUUCGCUCUCGGGGAAUUACAUUUACUUGGUGUACGAAUUCGCCACCGGAGCGAAUCUCAAAGACUGUCUCCGAAACCCUAAAAACCCUAGCUUCACCGUGUUGUCCACCUGGUUGAGGCGCAUGCAAAUCGCCACGGACCUCGCUCACGGGCUCGACUAUGUCCACCAUUGCACGGGUGUACAGAGCUCGGGCUUCGUCCACAACCACAUCAAAAGCUCGAGCGUGAUCGUCACCGAAGAGUCCUUCAACGCGAAGAUCUGCCACUUCGGCACCGCCGAGCUCUGCGGCGAGAUCACCGGUAGUUCCAAAACGCCGCCGCCGCCGCAGCAGAAAUCCAAAGAAGUGAAGCUCGAAGGCACGAGAGGGUACAUGGCGCCGGAGUUUCAGCAGACGGGACUCGCGACGCAGGAGAGCGACGUGUACGCGUUCGGCGUGGUGGUGUUGGAGCUGUUAUCGGGUGAAGAAGUGUUGAAGUUCGCGUUCGACGACAAUGGCGGGUACAGGAGAGUGAGCGUGAUCGACACGGCGAGGGAAGCGAGUGGGGAGUAUGGUGGAGUGAGGAAAUGGGUCGAUCGGAGAUUGCGGGACUCGUACCCGGUGGAAGUGGCGGAGAAGAUGGUGAGGUUGGCGUUGGAGUGCGUUGAGGAGGAUCCGAAUAAGAGACCCGAUAUGGGUCGGGUCGCACUUUUGGUUUCCAAGUUGUAUUUGGAGUCUCAGCAUUGGGCUGACCAGAUUGGCUUACCCACCGAUUUUUCGGUUUCCUUGGCCCCUCGGUGACCUAGGAAGUAUGGACAGAGGAACAGGUGUGAUACGUCAUUUUUGAAAAAUUAUAUUGAUAGAUAGGGCUUAUUUGACUGUAACUUUACUCACCGGUGGGCUUUUAUAUUUUUAUCAUUUUGUUUUGAGGUAAAUUUUUUUUUUUUUUUUUCACCUUGGUGGUUAACAUGAGUGUUAGGGUUAGAUUGAUUCGUUUUGAGGGUAAAAGGAAUUGAUAGUUUUGUUUAUACUUGUAUAUGAUGUGAAUA